AUGACCAUGCCAAUCAUCUCGGAUCUCGAUAAGCAGGAGCUGCAGAUCAUCGGUUGUCUGGAGCGAGAAUCAGCUGAUGCUUUGACAUACAUCGGCUUCUCUGAAAAGACUGCCCAAGAGAUCUGGGAGAACUACAAGGAUGCUCCUUUUGACUCGCCAUACGAUCUCAUGGGAUAUAUAGAGGGACAUAUAGAGGGCUGUGGCACCGAGGGACUCAAAGAUAGAGAUGCAUUGACUGAGAUGGGCUUGUCUACGGACUUCCAGGACCGCCUCCUCGACCCUAACUGUUUCGACAUCCUGCGGACUAGGGAGCUCAAGGAAUGGGUGCUUGAGUUUUUGGAAUGCAACCUCAUCAUGAUCCCCGUCUUGCUGGAGCGCUCCAAAAGUUGGGCAGGGCGCUCUAGGCGAGCUAGCAUGGAAAAUACUCUCGAUGACUUCUAUCUACCAUCUGCACAAGUCACAAUUAUCGAGUCCCGGCCUGCCCUAAAGAUGGGCCACACUAUGCUUUACAAGGCUAUUCCAGGAUUGAGGUGCAAGAAUUGGAUCGAGACUGACGGAUCGAUCAAUGUGGCUAAGCUGAUCACCCACGGCGGUGGAGAUUUCAACCGGAUUAACCCGGCCUUCUACUGGACGCAGGAGUUGGCCACCGCCGAAAAAUACCGCUUCUGGCAGCAAUCAAAUAUCCGAAACGGCGACAUCUGGAUCAUUUCAAUCCAGGUCCCCACGCAAUGGAUCAAGGAUACCUUCAAGUAUACCUCUCUCGAGUUCAGCAAUCCUUGGAAGCAAUACGUGUGGCACUGCAAGAGUCAACGAAAGCCACGUCCUGAGGAUAUGCAACAUGCCGAUGCCGACUGGAUCCACGGGCACAUCUGCACCGGCAGAACUGAGAGAGUUACGGAUAUUGCCAAAGCUGACAUUGAGACGGUGAUGACGGAUGAGUUUCUUCUCAUGAACAAGGAUGUCAGAGCUACGCAGGAUUGUAUCAUGAAUGUGCGAACGAUGGAGGAGGUGUUCAGAAAGGCUGGUCAACCUCAUGUCGAUGUGGCAGUGGCGGUCCCUCCAAAGGGUGCAGUGAGCAACAAGGGCAAGGCUGCGAAGAAGUAG
Ramularia collo-cygni is the source of this 1104-nucleotide messenger RNA. RefSeq lists its product as uncharacterized. The transcript has 2 exons. The coding region runs from base 1 to 1104 and encodes 367 amino acids. The record is from RefSeq and is a predicted model, not a curated record. NCBI's taxonomy places the organism in Eukaryota, Fungi, Ascomycota, Dothideomycetes, Mycosphaerellales, Mycosphaerellaceae.